Boleophthalmus pectinirostris (great blue-spotted mudskipper) is the source of this 3885-nucleotide messenger RNA. It is a transcript of the gene atp2b3b, whose product is annotated as ATPase plasma membrane Ca2+ transporting 3b. The transcript is spliced from 25 exons. Lineage: Eukaryota; Metazoa; Chordata; Actinopteri; Gobiiformes; Gobiidae. The record is from RefSeq and is a predicted model, not a curated record. Bases 1 to 3885 code for a protein of 1294 amino acids. Gene Ontology annotation, cellular component: intracellular membrane-bounded organelle; membrane. Gene Ontology annotation, molecular function: ATP hydrolysis activity; PDZ domain binding; ATP binding. Gene Ontology annotation, biological process: regulation of cytosolic calcium ion concentration; calcium ion transmembrane transport.
AUGUCCAGUACUGGCACCAUGGGCGAGAUGGCGAACAGCGCAGUGGAGUUCUACCCUAAAGGUCGCGGGGGCAGCGUGAGGGGGGGAGGGGCCGAUGGGGGGCACGCGGGGGCAGACUUCGGGGUGACGGUGAAGGAGCUAAGGGAGCUGAUGGAGCUGAGAGGAGCCGACGCUCUGCAGAAGGUCCAGGACAGUUAUGGAGACACGGAGGGACUGUGCCAGAGGCUCAACUCAAGCACCACAGACGGCCUGAGCGGGGAGCCUGGAGACCUGGAGCGCAGGAGACAAACGUUUGGGCAGAACUUUAUUCCUCCAAAAAAACCCAAAACGUUUCUGGAGCUGGUCUGGGAGGCUCUACAGGACGUGACCCUCAUCAUCCUCGAGAUCGCAGCCAUCAUCUCCCUGGGCCUGUCCUUCUACCAGCCCCCCGGCAAAGACACAGAGGCGUGCGGUAACGUGUCGGCGGGGGCGGAGGAUGAAGGCGAGGCGGAGGCGGGCUGGAUCGAGGGGGCGGCCAUCUUGUUGUCGGUGGUGUGUGUCGUCCUGGUGACGGCGUUUAACGACUGGAGCAAAGAGAAGCAGUUCCGCGGUCUGCAGUCCCGGAUUGAGCAGGAGCAGAGGUUUGCCGUGGUCAGGAAAGGGAACGUCAUCCAGAUCCCAGUGGCCGACAUGGUGGUGGGCGACAUGGCACAGGUCAAAUACGGAGACCUGCUUCCGGCCGAUGGGAUUCUGGUGCAGGGGAAUGACCUGAAGAUUGAUGAGAGCUCUCUGACCGGAGAGUCUGACCACGUGCGCAAGUCUGUGGACAAAGACCCCAUGUUACUGUCAGGCACUCAUGUGAUGGAGGGCUCUGGGAGGAUGCUGGUCACUGCGGUGGGAGUCAACUCUCAGACUGGAAUCAUCUUCACUCUGCUCGGAGCCGGAGACGUGGAGGAGGACGGCAAAGACAAGAAAGACGAAAACUUUCAGGGCCCCACCUCCUCAGACGCCACUCACAACACAGUGACCAAUGGGAAACAACCCGACGGAGCCGUGGAGAACAACCAAAACAAAGCCAAGAAGCAGGACGGAGGAGUGGCCAUGGAGAUGCAGCCUCUGAAGAGCGCGGAGGGAGGAGAGGUGGAAGAGAGGGAGAAGAAGAAAACAAGCGUACCCAAAAAAGAGAAGAGUGUCCUGCAGGGAAAACUCACCAAACUCGCCGUGCAGAUCGGCAAAGCAGGUCUGGUGAUGUCCGCCAUCACCGUCAUCAUCCUCGUGCUGUACUUCGUCAUCGACACUUUUGUAAUCGAAGGUCGUACGUGGUUGGCAGAGUGCACUCCAGUUUAUAUUCAGUACUUUGUAAAGUUCUUCAUCAUUGGAGUGACAGUUUUGGUGGUGGCGGUUCCAGAAGGACUUCCACUCGCUGUCACCAUUUCCCUCGCUUAUUCUGUCAAGAAAAUGAUGAAGGACAAUAACUUGGUGCGACACUUGGACGCGUGUGAGACGAUGGGAAACGCCACGGCCAUCUGCUCCGACAAGACCGGGACUCUAACUACCAACCGCAUGACCGUGGUGCAGGCCUAUGUCGGGGACAUGCACCACAGAGCGAUCCCAGACCCAGGGCAGAUCAACCCCAAAACUGUAGAUCUUCUGGUCCACGCCAUUUCCAUCAACAGCGCCUACACCUCCAAGAUCCUGCCCCCAGAUGUGGAGGGAGGUCUGGCCAAACAGGUGGGGAACAAGACAGAGUGUGGUCUGCUGGGCUUUGUCCUGGACCUGAGACAAGACUACGCCCCAGUGAGAGAGCAGGUCCCCGAGGAGAAACUCUACAAGGUUUACACGUUUAACUCUGUGCGUAAGUCCAUGAGCACCGUGAUCAAACUGUCCGACGGCACGUUUCGUCUCUACAGCAAAGGAGCCUCAGAGAUCAUGCUCAAAAAAUGUUCGUAUAUCCUGGACGCCAAUGGAGAGCCGCGCAGUUUCCGCCCCCGAGACAGAGACGAGAUGGUCAAACAGGUGAUAGAGCCCAUGGCCUGUGAGGGUCUGAGAACCAUCUGCAUCGCCUACAGAGACCUGUCCCCAAACCCAGAGCCCGACUGGGACAACGAGGCCGAAAUCGUCACCGAGCUCACCUGCAUCACUGUGGUGGGCAUAGAGGACCCCGUCAGACCAGAGGUCCCUGAGGCAAUCCGGAAGUGCCAGCGCGCUGGCAUCACGGUGCGGAUGGUGACCGGAGACAACAUCAACACAGCCAGAGCCAUCGCAGCAAAGUGUGGCAUCAUCCACCCCGGAGAUGAUUUCAUCUGUCUAGAGGGAAAGGACUUCAACCGACGCAUCCGCAAUGAGAAGGGAGAGAUUGAACAGGAGAGAAUUGACAAAAUUUGGCCCAAACUCCGAGUGCUGGCACGGUCCUCCCCCACAGACAAGCACACACUGGUCAAAGGCAUCAUUGACAGCAGCGUUGUGGAGCAGAGGCAGGUGGUGGCUGUGACCGGAGACGGAACCAACGACGGCCCUGCGCUAAAGAAGGCCGACGUGGGAUUCGCCAUGGGCAUAGCGGGCACAGACGUGGCUAAAGAGGCGUCUGACAUCAUCCUGACAGAUGAUAAUUUCUCGAGCAUCGUUAAGGCCGUGAUGUGGGGCAGAAACGUCUACGACUCCAUCUCCAAGUUCCUCCAGUUUCAGCUCACAGUCAACGUGGUGGCCGUGAUUGUGGCCUUCACUGGAGCCUGCAUCACACAGGACUCCCCGCUGAAGGCCGUGCAGAUGCUGUGGGUGAACCUCAUCAUGGACACUUUUGCGUCUCUCGCCUUGGCAACCGAGCCCCCGACGGAGGCACUGUUGCUACGGAAACCGUACGGCCGGAACAACCCUUUGAUCUCGCUGACCAUGAUGAAGAACAUCCUGGGUCACGGGGUCUACCAGCUCGUCAUCAUCUUCACCCUCCUCUUCAUCGGCGAGCGCAUGUUUAACAUUGACAGUGGCAGAAAUGCUCCGCUCCACUCUCCGCCCUCAGAACACUACACCAUCAUCUUCAACACCUUCGUCCUCAUGCAGCUUUUCAACGAGAUCAACGCUCGCAAGAUCCACGGAGAGAGGAACGUUUUCGAUGGAAUCUUCGGAAACCCCAUCUUCUGCUCCAUCGUCCUCGGCACCUUUGCUGUGCAGAUUGUGAUAGUCCAGUUCGGGGGUAAGCCGUUCAGCUGUGCCCCUCUGAACGUGGAGCAGUGGCUCUGGUGUCUGUUUGUGGGAGUGGGAGAGCUGCUCUGGGGACAGUUGAUAGCCACGGUGCCCACGGAGCGGCUGCCCUGUCUGAAGGAGGCCGGGCUGGGUCUGGAGCCGGGAGAGGAGGAGGGAGAGGAGCUGGCCGAGGAUGAAGAGGAGAUCGACUGUGCAGAGAGAGAGCUCAGGAGGGGCCAGAUACUGUGGUUCAGAGGCCUCAACCGCAUACAGACACAGAUGCGUGUGGUGAAGGCAUUCCGUAGCUCUCUGUAUGAAGGCUGCGAGAAACCCGAAUCGCGAAAUUCCAUCCACAACUUCAUGGCUCACCCCGAAUUCCUCAUCAAUGACCUCAUCCACAACAUCCCGCUGAUCGACGACACCGAUAUCGACGAAGAAUCCGAAAUCAGCCGAUAUCAGCAUCUGCACCCCGCACUACGCAAGCCCCCGCCCCCGCCAGCCAAUCAGCAUCCGGCACGCACCCGUCCGUCCCGCCCCUACCGUCAGCAUAGCCUUCCAGUCACGCCAUGCAAUAGAAGUAACAACAACAACAACCUACAAACCCUCCAUUUUGAACGUUUUAUCUAUCAUCACAACAGUAGUUCAACGGAGAAACCUACUACUACUAUUACUACGUUUGACCCGACGCAUUUGACCCAUCCCUACUGUGUGGAGACCUGCUUAUAA